AUGCCUCCCAUAAACCAUCCCAGGCGGUUUCAUUCAAAGCUAAUUCCUCAGUCGACUGUGGCAGUGACUGCUUUAAUCAUCUCGGUUUCGAUAGCAGACUCUCUGCUCCUCGGUUACGAUAGUUCCCUCAUGGGGGCAUUGAACGUCAUGCCCGCCUAUACCAGCUACUUUACUUUGAACACGGCUACCAAGUCUCUGAACACAGCCAUCUCAUACAUUGGUGGAGCCGUGGCUUCGUUCCCAGCCGGGUUCUUGGGCGACUUCCUUGGAAGGAAGAAGGCUAUUGUCCUUAGCUGCAUUUUUACCAUUAUCGGUGCUAUCAUCCAGACCGCCGCACAGAACAUUGCCAUGUUUAUCAUUGGACGCUUCAUCAUUGGCGUUGGACUGGGAAUUGGAGCAGUCUCUGUCCCGACCUAUAUUGCGGAAACUGCACCAGAAAAGUGGCGAGCCGUAGCAUUGGGCUUGUAUUUGAGCAAUUGGGCGGUAGGAACCAUUAUCGCUUCCGCAAUUGGCUGGCGAACUGAACAAAUCGAUUCUACUUGGGCAUGGCGAGGCCCUAGUUUGAUUCAAGUCUUCUGGGCCUUGCUUUGUGUCAUCCUCCUGCUUUUUGUGCCGGAAUCGCCUCGUUGGCUCAUUGGCAAGGACAGGCACGAAGAGGCACUCGAAGCACUGGCGAUCGUGAAUGCACAAGGCGACAAAAACCACCCGGUUGUUAUCCUUCACUAUCGCGAAAUCACCGACACUGUUGCCUGGGAAAAGACUGAGGGGAACCAACUGUCUCUGAAAGAUGCAUACUUGUACCCGUCGAACCGCAAACGAUUAAUGCUCGCCACGACCUUUAGCAUCAUCGUGAUGUUCCCAGGCACUUUGAUCAUCACAUAUUAUUUUGGCGACAUGCUCACCUUGGCAGGCAUUACUGAUGUAACCUCCCAGCUUCAAGUCAAUAUCAUUCUGCAGAUUUGGACUUGGCUCAACUCUAUCACCGGCGCCUGGUUGCUGGGCCGGAUGCGUCGCAAGUUACAAGCUUCGCUGUCCAUGGUUGGGCAGAUCAUCACUUUUUUCAUCUUUGCCGGUCUCGUCGCCCUGUAUGGCAGCUCGACCAAUACGUCUGGAACCUACGGUGCCAUUGCUAUGAUGUUCCUUUACAACGCUGCCUAUGGGUUGGGCAUCAACGCCUUGAUCUCCACAUAUCCCCCCGAGGUUCUCUCCUAUCGCAUCCGAUCCACCGGCAUGGGUCUUUACACAUUUUGCAAUCGAGUUGGAGGUGUCUUCGUCACCAUGGUCUUCCCCUUCGCAAUGGACGCAAUGGGAUGGAAGUUCUACAUUCUCAACGCUGCCGUCGACAUUUUGAUGCUUGCCUUCAUUAUUUACUUCUGGGUUGAAACAUAUGGCCUGACAUUGGAGGAGAUCGAUGUCAAGUUCGAUGGGGUCAAGCACUCCGAUGUGCCCGAUCUCAAAGAUCUGUUGAACGGUGAUAGAAAAGCCGUGGAAGCACUCAUUCAAGAUAUCAACCCUACCGAGGAGAAUAUGACCACUACAAUAAUAGUCGAUGAGAAGUAG
Messenger RNA from Cladophialophora bantiana CBS 173.52, 1560 nucleotides. RefSeq lists its product as uncharacterized. Gene Ontology annotation, biological process: transmembrane transport; carbohydrate transport. Gene Ontology annotation, cellular component: membrane. The record is from RefSeq and is a predicted model, not a curated record. The transcript is spliced from 6 exons. The coding region runs from base 1 to 1560 and encodes 519 amino acids. Gene Ontology annotation, molecular function: carbohydrate:proton symporter activity. NCBI's taxonomy places the organism in Eukaryota, Fungi, Ascomycota, Eurotiomycetes, Chaetothyriales, Herpotrichiellaceae.